AUUGGCACGCUACGCUCACUGACAGCGAGCAGCCGAGUUCCUGUUCUCAAUUCAGAUGAAAACUGUGAUCACUGAUCAGUCACGUCAGUCUGCGUGAGGAUGAGGGUGAAUAUCUACCUGCUCAUCUUAGUGCUUGGCUAUAAGGCCGCUGCAGGAAUAAUCCAUGAAAUAGUUGAAGAAAAGACACCGGUGACUCUGCCAUGUCCUCACUCUGUGGAGGGAGACGUGACGUGGAGCAGAGAGAGGAAUGGAGACAAAACUGACAUACUGACAGUUAAUGGAGGCAGUGAAAUAAAACACAUAUCGGGCAGACGAUACAGUUCAUUAGCUGAUAAGACACUGUUCAUUCUAAAUCCUGUAAUCUCAGACUCUGGAAGAUACUUCUGUAACAAUGAAGCAGCUGCAGAUCUGACGGUGAUCCCAUCAGGAACAAUUCUAGUCCCUGCUUCAGAGAGGACCAGCAUCACUCUGACAUGUCCUCAUGAUGUCGGAGCAUCACAUGUUCCAACAUGGAGCAGAGACUCUGGUGGAAUACCACUAAGAAGGUUUGAUGUUUCCCCUGUUGACCAGACGUUGACUAUAACAGACGUGCAGCCUGGUGACUCCGGACUUUACUACUGUGAUGGAAAACCAGCUGUUUAUCUGAACGUGAUCAAAGUCCCUCAACAAUUUUCUAGUUGGGUGUAUGGAGUAGUCGGCUCCUUCCUCCUCCUCCUCCUCUUUCUCAUCAUCGUCUACUUCACUCGGAGACGUUUUAAAAGACGAGGAAGUGAAGAAAGAGGCCCCGUCUAUGAAGAGAUACAGGAGGGAUUUUUGCUUCAGCCGACUAAUGGAAGUGAAGAAAGAGGCCCCGUCUAUGACCAGAUACAGGGUGGAUUUGUGCUUCAGCCGACUAAUGGUGGAGGAACAUUGACCGCACAAGCAGCUGCACACUGCAUGGCAGAUGUUUCAGAUGGAUCAAACCGACAUGGUCCCACGUAUGACACCAUCCCUGAUCUUCCACCAGUGAAGAAGAAGACCGUGACAUCUCUUCCUAAUGAGUCCCCAUAUUCCUUGAUUGGAAAUCAUACAAAUAAAAGGUUUGUCACAGCAAAUUGACAUGUAUCGUUUACUGGAGAAACCCAAAGCGACGGCAAACAACCAGAACCAAUAAUUCUGCUCCGUCAUUGCAGCCGAGGAAUGACUAACGGUUCUGUAGCGACACUUUCUACCUAUUAAUUUAACAACAUGUAUAUAUCAGCUUAUGGGCCCUAUCUUGCACCCAGCGCCUAUGUCGUUUAAAUAGCAAAUGCACC
This is a messenger RNA of Perca fluviatilis (European perch), 1295 nucleotides long. RefSeq lists its product as uncharacterized. The coding region runs from base 100 to 1098 and encodes 332 amino acids. The record is from RefSeq and is a predicted model, not a curated record. Gene Ontology annotation, molecular function: protein tyrosine kinase binding; MHC class II protein binding. Gene Ontology annotation, biological process: T cell activation; positive regulation of ERK1 and ERK2 cascade; interleukin-15-mediated signaling pathway. Lineage: Eukaryota; Metazoa; Chordata; Actinopteri; Perciformes; Percidae. The transcript is spliced from 10 exons. Gene Ontology annotation, cellular component: external side of plasma membrane; membrane raft.